Molecule: messenger RNA, 5678 nt
Organism: Rhinolophus ferrumequinum (greater horseshoe bat)
Lineage: Eukaryota; Metazoa; Chordata; Mammalia; Chiroptera; Rhinolophidae
Gene: MYOM1
Product: myomesin 1
Exons: 38
Coding region: 207-5171 (1654 amino acids)
Molecular function (GO): protein binding
Source: RefSeq, a predicted model, not a curated record
GUGGCUCUGACAUUCUACUGCCUGACCACAUGCAUUAUUUUUGAACUGGCCCCCAGGGUCCUGUCUUUAGCCCUGCCUCUAAACUGUUUCUUGGAUUCAACCUACGUGGGUUUCUCAUUCUCUCAUCCAGCUCCACGGCCACAUAGGGACAUUUCCACCACCAUCACUCUUUUGGAAACUGGUUGCCUGGUUUCAUCGGGGGGCACAUGAUGUCUCUGCCAUUUUAUCAGAAAUUCCACGAGCAGUAUGAUGGCAGCUACCGCAACAGGGACCUUCGCACCAUUACGAGCCAGUACCGUGAGCAGGAGAAGAAAAGUUCUGCCAUCUACACCCACGGCUCCACGGCCUACAGCAGCCGCUCAUCGGCUGCGCACCGCCAGGAAUCCCAGGCCUUCAGCCAGGCGUUGGCGGCCUCCUACCAGCAGCAGGCGUCCAGGGCCACCGAGUCCACCCUCGCGUCGGCAGUCAGUAGGAAGGCCACCUCAGCCUACGAUUAUGGCUACUCCCACGGACUUACAGAUUCUAGUUUAAUGUUAGAAGAUUAUUCAUCCAAGUUCAGCCCCCAAACAAAGAGAGCCAAGAAAAGCCUUCUCUCUGGGGAGGAGAAGGAAAAUCUGCCAAGUGACUAUAUGGUGCCCAUUUUCUCAGGACGCCAAGUUCAUGUCAGUGGAAUUACAGACACAGAAGAAGAAAGAAUUAAAGAAGUUGCUGCUUAUAUAGCUCAGAGGAAUCUUCUUGCUAGUGAGGAAGGAAUCACAACAUCCAAACAGUCCACAGUAUCAAAACAGUCUACGUCCACUCUUCACCAAGAGGAAGCUUUUGAGAAGAAGUCGAGAAAAGUUGCAAUUCGAGAAAAAGCAGAACACCUGUCACUGAGAAAAACAUUAGAAGAAACUGAAGCAUUUCAUAGAAAGUUGAAUGAAGAUCAUCUUCUCCAUGCUCCUGAGUUUGUCAUUAAACCUCGUUCUCACACUGUUUGGGAGAAAGAAAAUGUAAAAUUACACUGCUCUGUAUCAGGCUGGCCAGAACCUCGUGUCACAUGGUAUAAAAACCAGGUGCCAAUAAAUGUCCAUGCAAACCCUGGAAAGUAUAUUAUUGAAAGUCGAUAUGGAAUGCACACGCUGGAGAUUAACACAUGUGACUUUGAAGACACUGCUCAGUACCGGGCUUCGGCAAUGAAUGUUAAAGGAGAGCUUUCAGCAUAUGCCUCGGUUGUGGUAAAGAGAUAUAAGGGAGAGUUUGAUGAGACUCGCUUCCAUGCCGGGGCUUCCACCAUGCCCCUCAGCUUUGCCGUGACCCCUUAUGGUUAUGCAUCCAAGUUUGAGAUUCACUUUGAUGAGAAGUUUGAUGUGUCAUUUGGGAGAGAGGGCGAGACGCUAAGUCUAGGCUGCCGUGUAGUUAUCACUCCUGAAAUUAAACAUUUCCAACCAGAGAUCCAGUGGUACAGAAAUGGAGCACCUGUUUCUUCAUCAAAAUGGGUGCAAACACAUUGGAGUGGAGAUCGGGCAACACUGGUAUUUUCUCAUCUCAACAAAGAAGAUGAAGGCCUCUACACAAUCCGUGUACGAAUGGGGGAAUAUUAUGAACAAUAUAGUGCUUAUGUCUUUGUUCGAGAUGCUGAUGCAGAGAUUGAAGGAGCCCCAGCCUCUCCCUUGGAUGUGGUGUGCUUGGAUGCCAACAAAGAUUAUAUCAUCAUUUCUUGGAAACAGCCAGCUGCGGAUGGAGGGAGUCCUAUUCUGGGAUAUUUUAUUGAUAAAUGUGAGGUGGGCACAGAUAGCUGGUCUCAAUGCAAUGACACACCUGUGAAGUUUGCUCGUUUCCCAGUCACUGGAUUGAUAGAAGGUCGUUCUUAUAUAUUCCGAGUUCGAGCUGUGAAUAAAACUGGAAUAGGUCUACCAUCGCGUGUUUCUGAGCCUGUGGCUGCCCUGGAUCCAGCUGAAAAAGCUAGACUUAAAAGUCGCCCUUCAGCACCCUGGACUGGGCAGAUCAUUGUCACUGAAGAGGAACCUACAGAGGGUAUUAUUCCUGGACCUCCCACAGACCUCUCUGUCACUGAGGCUACCCGGAGCUAUGUGGUGCUAAGCUGGAAGCCCCCUGGCCAGCGUGGCCAUGAGGGCAUUCUGUACUUUGUGGAAAAGUGUGAAGCAGGAACAGAAAACUGGCAGCGGGUGAAUACAGAACUCCCCGUGAAGUCUCCCCGCUUUGCUCUGUUCGACUUGGCUGAGGGGAAAUCCUACCGUUUCCGCGUCCGCUGUUCUAAUUCAGCAGGAGUUGGUGAGCCCUCAGAGGCAACAGAAGCGACCGUGGUAGGGGACAAACUUGAUAUCCCCAAGGCCCCGGGCAAAAUCAUCCCAAGCAGAAAUACAGACACAUCAGUCAUAGUUACAUGGGAGGAACCCAAAGAUGCUAAAGAGCUGGUUGGUUACUACAUAGAGUCCAGCAUUGUUGGCUCUGGCAAGUGGGAGCCCUGCAACAACAACCCUGUGAAGGGCUCACGAUUUACUUGCCAUGGGUUGGCGACUGGUCAGAAUUACAUUUUCCGGGUCCGAGCAGUUAAUGCAGCUGGGCUUAGUGACUAUUCAGAGGAUUCAGAAGCGAUCGAAGUAAAAGCUGCUAUUGGGGGAGGAGUGUCUCCAGAUGUGUGGCCUGAACUGAGUGAUGCACCUGGUGGACUAACAGACUCCAGGGGAGGCAUGCAUGAAACCUCCCAGCCAACUAUUAAGAAAGAUGCUUUACUUGGUAGCAAACUUAACAAAUCUUCACUACCCAGUAGCUCUCACAACCUGGGCCAAACUGAAGUGAGUAAAGUAAGUGAAACAGUUCAGGAAGAGCUUACCCCAUCACCAGAGAAAGCAGCUCUUAAGGGGAAAAGUAAGUCUGAUCCCCUGAAAAAGAAGAAAGAUAUAGCGGCACCAUCUCCACCCUAUGAUAUCACUUGUCUUGAAAGUUGUCGUGACUCAAUGGUUCUUGGAUGGAAACAACCAGAUAAGAGUGGAGGUGCUGAAAUUACUGGCUAUUAUGUGAACUAUCGUGAGGUAAUUGAUGGGGUACCAGGAAAAUGGAGAGAAGCCAACAUCAAAGCUGUCAGUGAAGAGGCCUAUAAGAUUAGCAACCUAAAGGAAAAUACGGUGUAUCAAUUCCAAGUGACAGCCAUGAACAUCGCUGGAUUGGGAGUGCCCUCAGCAGUAAGCGAGUGCUUUAAAUGUGAAGAGUGGACCAUUGCUGUUCCAGGACCUCCACACAAUCUCAAGUAUAGUGAAGUCAGGAAAACCUCCCUGGUUCUGCAGUGGAAGCCUCCCAUCCAUUCUGGACGAACUCCGGUCACUGGUUACUUUGUGGAUAUGAAGGAGGCCAAAGCCAAAGAUGACCAGUGGCGUGGACUCAAUGAGGUGGCUAUUAAAAACAAAUACCUGAAGGUGCAAGACCUCAAGGAGGGUGUCAGCUACGUGUUCCGUGUCCGAGCCAUAAACCAGGCAGGUGUUGGCAAGCCAUCUGACCUUGCUGGGCCUGUUGUGGCAGAAACUCGUCCAGGAACCAAAGAGCUUGUUGUAAGUGUGGAUGAUGAUGGAGUCAUUUCCUUGAACUUUGAAUGUGAUCAGAUGACUCCAAAUUCUGAGUUCAUCUGGUCCAAAGAUUAUGUACCCACUGAAGAUUCUCCACGUUUGGAAGUUGAAAGCAAAGGCAACAAGACGAAAAUGACCUUCAAAGACCUUGGGAUGGAAGACUUGGGCAUUUACUCCUGUGAUGUAACGGACACUGAUGGAAUAGCAUCAAGCUACUUCAUAGAUGAGGAAGAGUUGAAACGUUUGCUUGCUCUCAGCCAAGAACACAAGUUCCCAACUGUUCCAGUUAAGUCAGAGUUGGCAGUUGAAAUUUUGGAGAAAGGCCAGGUCCGGUUUUGGAUGCAGGCUGAGAAGCUGUCUGGCAAUAGUAAAGUCAACUACAUAUUUAACGACAAGGAAAUUUUUGAAGGGCCGAAAUAUAAGAUGCAUAUUGACCGAAACACUGGUAUAAUUGAAAUGUUCAUGGAAAAGCUACAGGAUGAGGAUGAGGGAACAUACACUUUUCAGCUUCAAGAUGGAAGAGCAACUGGCCAUUCUACUCUUGUUCUCAUUGGAGAUGUUUAUAAAAAGCUCCAGAAAGAAGCUGAAUUCCAGAGGCAAGAAUGGAUCAGGAAACAAGGUCCACAUUUUGCUGAGUAUUUGAGCUGGGAAGUGACUGGUGAAUGUAAUGUACUAUUGAAAUGCAAGGUGGCAAACAUUAAGAAGGAGACUCUUAUCAUGUGGUACAAAGACGAGAGGGAGAUAUCAGUGGAUGAAAAGCAUGACUUUAAGGAUGGUAUAUGUACCCUGCUUAUAACAGAGUUUUCCAAGAAAGAUGCUGGGACUUAUGAAGUUGUCCUGAAAGAUGACAGAGGAAAAGAUAAGAGCAGAUUGAAGCUUGUGGAUGAAGCCUUUAAAGAACUGAUGAGUGAAGUAUGUAAAAAAAUAGCUUUGUCUGCUACAGACUUGAAGAUCCAGAGCACAGCUGAGGGCAUCCGGCUAUACUCUUUUGUUACCUACUACCUGGAUGAUCUAAAAGUUAACUGGUCCCACAAUGAGACUGCCAUUAAGUACACAGACAGAGUUAAGAGUGGGGUCACCGGGGAGCAGAUCUGGCUGCAAAUCAAUGAGCCCACUCCAAAUGAUAAAGGAAAAUAUGUAAUGGAGCUCUUUGAUGGCAAAACGGGACACCAGAAGACAGUGGAUCUUUCAGGAGAAGCAUAUGACGAAGCCUUUGCCGAAUUUCAGAGAUUAAAACAAGCUGCCAUUGCCGAGAAAAAUCGCGCCCGGGUGUUGGGCGGUCUCCCUGACGUGGUCACUAUCCAGGAAGGCAAGGCACUUAAUCUCACUUGCACUGUGUGGGGCGACCCAACUCCGGAGAUCUCGUGGUUGAAGAAUGAGAAGUCCCUAGCCUCGGAUGACCACUGCAACCUCAGGCUCGAAGCCGGCAAGACCGCCUACUUCACCAUCAGCGGGGUGACCACCUCCGACUCUGGCAAAUACGGGCUGGUUGUGAAGAACAAGUAUGGCUCGGAGACCAGCGACUUCACCAUCAGUGUGUUCAUCCCAGAGGAGGAGGCCAGGAUUGCCUCUGCGAAGCCUCAGAAAGGCAAUAAGCAGUCCAAGUGACCUGAGACCUCCAGGAGGGCGUGUGAGGACUGCUGUGCUGUGCAGGUGGUGUGGGCUAAGUGCGAGGAAGUCUUCAUGCUUUCUACUCUCUACUUUUGUGCUGGCUUGGGGGGGAAAUUAUCAAAUCUUUUAUUCAUAUAAAAAAAAAAGGCACCAACUAACAUUUUGAGAGUUUUUCUUUACAAGUCAUGUGUUAAGACAAUACCAUUGGUAGCACAAAUAUUAGGAAACAGUUUUAAGGAAAAGACCAGAAUAAAGUUAGAGGGAUGUUGAAUGAUGAUGGUAGGAGACCAGACAAAUGUGUCGUGGAGCAGUUUGGACUUGGCUAUACUUUUUUCAGUAACUUCUCAUGGAUUGCAAUUAUACUUCAGCAUCCUAUCAAGAUGGAUACUAGUUGUUAAGCCAACCGGUAUGUUUCAUGUGUUGUUGUGACAGUGAUGUACAUUUCUGUUGGCAGUCUUGUGAUUUGGAACCUCCUGAGUAUUAAUAAACAGCCCUCACACCUUU